This is a messenger RNA of Photinus pyralis (common eastern firefly), 1642 nucleotides long. RefSeq lists its product as uncharacterized. The coding region runs from base 1034 to 1498 and encodes 154 amino acids. The transcript is spliced from 3 exons. NCBI's taxonomy places the organism in Eukaryota, Metazoa, Arthropoda, Insecta, Coleoptera, Lampyridae. The record is from RefSeq and is a predicted model, not a curated record.
GCUCUUUAUGGGUUGAUUUUUAUCUUGCGUGAACAAUAACGAAGUAAAAUCCAAAAUCAAUAUUAACCAGUAGGACUGAUUCCUAACAGAUCCUGAGUCAUUAGUUACGGGAUGUUCGAAUUAAAAUGCGGAUUACGGUGGGUUAUAUUUCCACCGUAACAAUGAAACGUGACAUACCAAAAAUUAUAGGAAACAAUUAAGAAAAAUGGCCUGAUAAGGUGCAUAUUACCUACACUUCACUUUGAUUUAUAUGGUAUAAUAUGCCAUAUAUGUAGAUUUAGUAUGUGAUAACUGAUAAGCAUGCCGUAGGAAAAUGGAAAAUUUGCUAAUAUUGCUUUAUACCGUAAUCUUAUCUAUGGCAAACAGUGACGAUAUCUCAAAGUCGUAAUUUCGUACAUCUACCUAAUUUGCUUUCUCAAAUUAAAAAGUGCAACUUUCUCUUUAACUCUUCCCAACAAAAGCCAUCUAGUGAAGGAGAAUUGGUUAUUUUGAAUUGGGUAGCUGUCGUUAUGUUAGUCCUUUAAGAUUUCCUCUUUCUAGAUAUCUGCUUCUAGGGAUUUCUGAACAAAAAAUCGACGGUGUGCAACAAAUGAGUCACUUUCGGCUCAUAAAGUUGGCAGUUAUUCCAAAAUUGUUUCUCUCCAAUGUGCAAACGUUGAACAGACAAGAAUCACACGAUGAAGGAAAUCCCGAUCUGUUCCUGGUACUUAUUCAUCACAUCAAACUUUGAGUUCGUGCAUGUGCUCACGACGAGUUACUAAAACCUUUGUCUUUGAAUAUACCUACCCACAAAAAACCACUGGGCACGAGGACCUCGAUGAUCAAUUUAAAUCACCAAAUCGUGAAAUGAGUUGCCAAGUAAACACUUCGUGCAGAAUUCUCAUAGAGUUUCUAGCGGUGUGUGCUUUUGCUCCAUCAUACGGGUAUGAAUUUCAAAAACAUAUCCACUGAAUCUCGGCGCCCCAUGAAAACACAAUCGACGUCAAAAAUGUCACAGUAAUUAGGUUUUAAAGUUAUUAUAAAUUGGGGUGGAAUGGCUAACCCCGUUCAGGCACUAAACGAUAAUUUCUUCUACAACAGCAUGCUGGCAAGAGCCCUGGUUCCUCUUAUUCCCACAAAUUUUCGAACUCCAAUACGGCACUGGUUGGAUAAACUACAUGAUAUGGAUAAAACGAUGGAAGAGAUGGCAGUCCGUAAUGAUUACAUGUGGUUUCUCCUUCUAAUGCUUCAAAGUAAAAAAGUUACAGAGCCGUUCAGUAAUAUUCCGCCACCUGAAUUGAAACCUCUGAGAAAAAUAUUAGCGCCUGCUGUUUAUGAGGAAAUCUUGACCGCUACAGACCAAAAUAUGGCCUGGUUAGACAACGUAAACGAACAUAAUACAGAAAGGAAAUUACCUGAACCGAUCUCGUCUCUGCCAUCCCAAUUUCUUGACAACCAGCCUUUGCCACAAAAUGGCAUUAUUUGCUAUAUGGCGGCGUUUAGUGAUCAUGAUUUUUAGUAAAAUGUAUUGGACAAAAACAAAUCAAUAUAAUAUCAUUUUUACUUUAUGAUAAUAAUUAUGUAGUUGGAUCAACAGAUUCUUUCAAACAUAACCGUGGUGCAAUUGACGUAAUUUCCGAGCAUUUGGUACUACGUUGAUAAC